AUGGCCUACUGCGAGGUGUCGCAGACGCAGGAGCCGGGCACCGCAGCCUAUGCAGGUGACUUCGGGUUCAAGGUGCUGACCUCCUCCGACCCUGCUGAGAAGACGAAAAAGCUCAAUGCCGAAAUCGCCAACGGCCGCCUUGCGAUGAUGGCCAUUAUUGGCAUGUUCUUCCAGGACGGACUCACGGGCAGCGCGUGGGGCGACUGGGCCAACUACACCGCCUCGCCUCUGAGUGCAUUCGAGAACGAGCUCGGAGUGCAAGAGCUGAAGAACGGCCGCGUGGCGAUGCUUGCCACUAUGGGCUACAUCGUUCCUGAGUACUUCCGCUUCCCAGGAUACUGCGCGCCCUCCGCGGGACUCAAGUUCACGGACAUCCCGAACGGCCUGGCCGCGCUGAGCAAGGUGCCGGGAGCCGGCUGGACCCAGAUCUUCCUCUUCCUCGGGCUCGUGGAGAAGGGCCUCUACACCUUCGACCCCACCCGGCAAUCCGGAGACUACAAGAAUGCAGGCGUUCUCGGCGUCCCAAACGGCAGCACCAUGACUCCCGGUGAAG
Messenger RNA from Symbiodinium sp. CCMP2456, 553 nucleotides. The record is from the annotation of a GenBank genome assembly. NCBI's taxonomy places the organism in Eukaryota, Dinophyceae, Suessiales, Symbiodiniaceae.